Cylindrotheca closterium is the source of this 1077-nucleotide messenger RNA. The record is from the annotation of a GenBank genome assembly. NCBI's taxonomy places the organism in Eukaryota, Bacillariophyta, Bacillariophyceae, Bacillariales, Bacillariaceae.
AUGAGCGAACAAGAGGCUGCAUCCGACGAUUUUUCCGGACUUACUUCAUUUUUCUUCUACACAUUCAUCGUGCACCCAUGUACAGCAUGGAUCCUACGCCCUGGAAGAUUUGAACGCAAGAAGAGCAUUAUGUACGCCAUUGCUUUUCUUGCAGCUCUCGCGGCAAUCAAGACUGGUAUGGAAUUCGCGGAACGUGGUCCCAAUCACUACUCCUUGCUCGGCGUCACCCGUGAUUCGAACCCUUUGGAAAUCAAACGAGCCUACCGAAAGUUGAGUGUCCAACUGCACCCCGACAAGAAUGACAGUCCGGACGCCGCCGAUCAAUUUGACAAGGUGAAACAAGCCUACGACGUCCUCAUGGAUUUGGAAUUGAGAGAAGUUUACAACAAAUUUGGGAAUGAGGGAAUUCAACAAAACAAACGAUACAGCGAAACCCAAUUCUUGAUGGAAGCUGGUAUCUUUUAUGUAUCUUGGGGUGUCAUGACAUUCUUUUUGACAAUGGGAAAGAAAAGUGGACAAGCCCGAGACUGGACGCUUACUGGUUUGAUUCUUAUGCUUGUUGUGGAAGUGGUAGUGAUGACGUCUGUGACGAAUCCAUUGCCAUCGUCAAUCUUCCCAACCCUCACCGAGGCCGAUUUGGUCCGUGUGUUGCACUCCUUGUUUCCUGCCUUUAUGAAUGGGUGUAGGUCCAUGGGAGCAUAUCUGUACGUCGAUUUGGACGCCCAGUUACGUCAGUUGUUGUUGGCGCUACAAGAGCAGAACCAAGAUAUUCUUCUAGUCCUUCGCGACGUCCAAAUUGGUGUCCAAACCAUUCAAAGCAGUGGAGGUGGUGGUGGUGGUGGUCCACGAUUGGCGACGGGCCCAAUCUCUACCAGCAACAUUCCUGUUGCGACAGAUGGGGGCGCUCUAGGUGUCACUCCCACUGGAAAGCUUAAAGAAUUGCAAGCAAGACUGCACCACUCUAACGGCACUGUUGCACAAGCGGUUCAAUCUCUGAAACAGGAGCAAAAAUCAAGUGGCCUUGGUUUUUAUGGAAUGAUUCUCGGAUACAUUGUCAUUUCGUACCUAUUCAGUUAA